UGCCCCAAGCCUUGUCAUUAGACAGUUUUAAAUACACGAUUGACCUUACAGCAUAAAACAGCCAUCAGAGAAUCCCCCCAGGUAUCCCUUGCCCUAAGAUGUAUACCACAUGGGUUGUGUCUAGUAUACCCAUUCAGUCGUUCAAGUGAGGUGAUUUCACUAUGCAUAACGAAAUCCGGCAGCUGUACUUCUUGCAGCUCUCACAAUGUUGUAUCGUCAGGUACAGUAAAAUUGGCAAUCGCAAAUUCGUCCAAGCUGAGAUCAAAGUUUUCGACUUCAUACUCACUAAACGCUUCCUUCAACCUGAUACUCGAUUAGAUACGUGUAAAAACAGAGGAUGAGAGGAGAGGGGUAAUACAUUUCUUGUAGAAAGCCAUCUGCCACCAUUUUGUAUUUUUGGCUGGCUGUGAUGACGACCCUGAGUUCCUGAAAUUGGGUUUGAUGUCUUUUCUUGAACCGACAGACCGAUUCUAUGCUCGUUCAGCCAAGCCACUUAGAUAAUGGUAUCAAUUUACAUCCC
Messenger RNA from Aspergillus ruber CBS 135680, 520 nucleotides. RefSeq lists its product as uncharacterized. NCBI's taxonomy places the organism in Eukaryota, Fungi, Ascomycota, Eurotiomycetes, Eurotiales, Aspergillaceae. The record is from RefSeq and is a predicted model, not a curated record. The transcript is spliced from 2 exons. The coding region runs from base 162 to 341 and encodes 59 amino acids.